Molecule: messenger RNA, 1824 nt
Organism: Monascus purpureus
Lineage: Eukaryota; Fungi; Ascomycota; Eurotiomycetes; Eurotiales; Aspergillaceae
Source: the annotation of a GenBank genome assembly
AUGGCUGUGCCUCCGACCAGAGACGAUAGUCGAAUCAUAAUCCACCUUGAUUACGAUUGCUUCUACGCCUCCGUGAUCGAGGCAGAACAACCAGUGCUGAAGACUCUGCCCUUGGCUAUACAGCAGAAACAGAUCAUUGCCACCUGCAAUUAUGAGGCGAGGCGUAGAGGCUUGCGCAAACUCCAGUUGGUCUGGGAGGCGAAGAAGAUUUGUCCGGACUUGGUAGUUGUCUUGGGUGAGGACCUGACCAAGUUCCGUGACGCUUCCAAGGAGCUGUAUCUCUUCCUUCGAGCCUUUGUCUGGGGUGGACGGGUGGAGAAACUGGGUUUUGACGAGCUGUUCCUAGAUGUGACGGAAAUGAUUGACUAUACUGUUGACAUUCUAAAUCAAAAUAAUCUUGGAAACUCUUUCUUUUACCUAGAUCGGCUCGAUCCCACAGCUGGCUUUACUUUCGACGCAACCCAAUUCCAUGGCCCUACCUAUCCUAGGGCUAGCUCCGAGUCAGUACCUUCUGCCGCGCAGCUAACUUCUGGUUCUCUCUACACUCGACUCCUAGUCGCAUCUCAUUUGGCUGGAUAUCUCCGAAGCCGGCUGGAACAUCAGAUGGGCUAUACGGCGUCAGCCGGCAUAUCCACGUCCAAACUUCUGGCAAAGAUGGUGGGUAGUACACACAAGCCCAAUAAUCAGACCUCUCUUCUUCCGCCAUAUGCCGUCGCUCCAGAGUCGGGCACGGAGAGCAGCCUGAUGAAUUUCAUCGAUGCUCACGAGAUCCGAAAGAUCCCCGGAAUCGGUUCCAAGCUUGCCCACAAACUUAGAGCGUAUGUGCUUGCUUUUGAUCCAGAUUCGAACGAUCAUUUACCUUCACCUGAUAAGAAGGUCACAGUUCGAGAUAUUCGUCUCUUUCCUAGGAUGGGUCCAGUCUUGUUGGAAGAGAUCCUUGGCGGUCCGGGUUCGCCUAAAGAUAUCGGCAUGCGGGUAUGGGCACUUAUUUAUGGAGUUGAUAACUCUCAGGUCAUAGGAUGUAGGGAUAUGCCAACACAGAUUAGCGUCGAAGACUCUUUCCGCAGACUGGAAGGCCUGGAAAAUGUCAAAAAAGCGCUUACCUUACUGGCAGCAAGCGUGAUCCGUCGGAUGCGAAUCGACCUAACCGAGAACGCUAAGGACUUGCCGCCACACUCAAAACCCGAGAGAACCUGGGUUGCAUAUCCACGGACACUUCGUCUGUCAACGCGGUUCCGAUCUCCAGAAGAGACGCAUGUUCGCAGCUUCAAUCGAACGUCUCGCUCGGUACCACUCCCGCAGUUUGUCUUCAACCUUGGGGAAAACGUGGGCGCCCUAGCUGAGAGACUUGUCCGGGAAACGCUCGUUGCAAUGUUCCACAAGCUUCAGCCACACCGAUCAGGUUGGAAUGUGAACUUACUGAAUGUAGCGGUGACGAACAUGGUAGACGCUGCCGGAGAACGGAAACACAGCAGCGGGCGCGACAUAGGGAAGAUGUUCCGGACACAGGAGACCGUCCUGGAGGAUUGGAAAGUGCCAGAGCCUGACUACCCACGUUGCCAAACUGGAGGGACAGAUAUCAGAAGUUUCCAACCGCAAGAUCAACCCGCUGAUGUGUCUAGUUACCCUGCGACUGAGUUGCUUUGCAAGAAUCGCGGAUCCUUUGAUGCUUCAAGCCUCCCGGCCUGGAAUAGUCCUGAUCAUAUAUGGGAAGACAGCGAUGAAGACGAAGCCAUACCUAGCAAGAUAUGUCCGAUUUGCGGAACCCCGAUCCCUUAUUUCGCAGAGGCUGCUCAUGAACGAUACCAUCUCGUUCCGGAUUGA